Messenger RNA from Lasiosphaeria miniovina, 1579 nucleotides. RefSeq lists its product as uncharacterized. The record is from RefSeq and is a predicted model, not a curated record. Lineage: Eukaryota; Fungi; Ascomycota; Sordariomycetes; Sordariales; Lasiosphaeriaceae. The transcript is spliced from 2 exons. Bases 455 to 1267 code for a protein of 270 amino acids.
UAGCUGUCAUGUCUCUGUGCUCUGUGGCAAACGGGCAUGGAGAGCACGACACUAGUGUGCGGUUCGGUACGUUGUCGCAACUUGCUGGAAGCGGGUGCGGGUGCGCGGCAGCUGGGGCGGGCGUCUUCAACCUUGUUGCUAGCGACUCUGUAUCUGACGCGCGUGCGAGAGCUUUCGUCGUCGAGGCGCGUGAAAGUGUGGGAUGUGAGAUGCGAGGUAGCUCUAGGACUUGUUUGCAUGUACCUUUGGCAGCAGAGCUGGUUGGGAACCUUGAUGGCAGUAGCCCAUUGCCCAUUCAUUGCCCAUUCCCCGCCAGCGGGCGUUGAAGAAUCAGGGGUGCCGCAACCGACCCAUUGACCAGUCGAUGCUCCUUUCUUCUACACUCUGGUUGCACCUCACUAGCGACCCGCCACACUACACCUUUACCUAGCUUGCCUCGUCGAGAAACGUGUGCAUGCUGCGAGGUAAAUCCAUCAGUCUCCGACGGAGAGCCCAUCAGCGUGCCCUUGCAUUCGGCGAGGGGUUGACGAGGUCCAGAGGAGAGCCGAGGGGGCCGGAGGGGGGCUAUUCUCCAUUCUCGUUGCUGAACUAUAUCGUCCGGAGUAUCUCCGACCAUCUGCCCACUUUGCUCCCCUCUCCCGUGAUGCGUCGUGCAGCCGAAUCGUCCCAGCAGCAGUCAGCGUGCGCAAGACGGAGAGGGGAGGGGGGCAUGUGCGCCGGCAGCCCAAGAGAGGAAAAGGUAAAAGCCAGAGAUCUGAAAGGGACGUGCGCACACAACCACUGCAGUCUAUCCGUCCGCAGCGCAGCAAUAGCAAGGGACUGGAGUCUGUCUAGUGGUGGUGGAGGUGGUGGUGGCCAGGGAGAAAAACCAUAUCGACGCACUGACUUGAGAGGAUUUGGAAACGUCGACGGGCGGCGGGUAUUCCCAAGAGCUCAGGCCCGCUUUGCGCCGCCAAAAGUGACGAUCCGGUACUUGGCUGCGUUUGCCCGUGUCGGGGCGGCACUCGAUUGGUCUCAUCCUGUGCUGUUUUCUCGGUUCGCGGCGCAAACUUGGCCAAGCUCUUUGGUUGAUAUAAUAGCUCUCGCCCAUUAUAGCAGCAGGGCUUCAAUUUGCGCCAUGUGCAAGAGGGCAGAUGACAGCUGCGCUGUGGGGUCAGCAAUCUCAAAGCGAAGGAAUUAUUGCGAAGGCUAUAUCAGAGCCAGUUUGUUUUGUGCUGCUCGUGAGGCGCAGUUUUUAUUUCUCUGGCCCUGGAUGCUCUGUAGGUAGGGUACGGAUAGUAGUCCUGCAAGAAUGGCCCGGAGGCCGGAGGGUAAAUCGCGCGCGAGGUUCUUUUUCUUUCCUUUCUUUCUCUCCUGCCCUGAGAGAUUUAUUUUGUCUCCGCGGUCCUUUUUCCCGGGGACCGAGCUCUGAAGUCUGGCCUGAGCACUGCGCUAUUGUGGAGUCUCGGCCGAGCAAAGUUGCGCGGCAAAGACCCCCAGGUGCCAUGGACGGGAGAGUAUACCAUAGUAAGCCUGGGAGAGCCACAUUCAAAAUCCUGAACCCAGCAGAGUAGGCUGCAAUGGUGUAGCACACACGAGA